CGGAAUGUUUGGUCACGUGAUACAAAAUCCUGCUGCAUCUUGAAUUUCAAUUAAAAAUGUGAUUUAAAAUACAAUCUUAGCCUAAAUGUGAUGUCUGAUUUAGUGCGGCAACACAAUAUUGUGUAUGUUGAAGAAUAACCUUGAUGCUGGCGAUUAUCACUAUAUGGCAUGAGAUCUAUGGCAGACUGUGAGUGGAGGGACCCCCUGUGAGAGAUGGCUCUACCUGUUGCAGCGACUGUGUGUAUCGUGCUGGCCUGUUGGGUUGUUGUUGUCCUUGUUCUGUUUGCACUGUAUCAUUUCCUGAAGAAAAGACCUCCGACGCGAAGCAGCUGGGAAUGUUGCCCCAGUGAUUGCAGGAUUGAAGUGGAGAGAAUAGACACGGAUGGCGUUGUGUACGUGAUAAGCAAGCCUGUCUCAUGCCCGGAGUGGCUGUGCUUCCACCUGGUUCCCUGCUAUGAUGGGGUUGCUUGCCGCUGCUGUGGAGGCUGGGAUCUGGGGGAUUGUUGCUGCAGAUGGUGUCGCUGUGAGGUCUGUGGGAGAUGUCUGCAGGACCUGAGGGCCAGGAACUGGUGUCCCUCCCUCCGCUACUACAUACAACACAGGUGCUGCCCGAGGUUUGAGGUCUGCGUCAAGGUGUGGCAAGGGUUGAAAUUUUGCUUUUGCCAAAUAAAGGACAUUUGUGUGGCAUUUGUCAGCGGUUGCAGAGAAUGCUGUUCAAAGUGCACCAGUUGGAUAGGGGAUCGUGUUUCAAGUGCAUGUCCUUGUUUACGGAAAGGUUGUUGUUGUUUAUUAGCUAAUGUAUACGGAUUAUUUUUUUUAAUAUUUGCUGGAAUUGCAUUAGUUUGUUUUAAAGUUGAAAAUGGGUGUAACCGCUGUGUCCUUAGUUGUAGGAAUCUUUGCAUUAACUGCUGUGAAGCAACUGGAUUAGCUAAGAUUUGGAGAAUCAUCCAGCCCAAGUAUUUCACCUGCAUGAAGUGCCCAUCAUUAACUUGUAAUGCUAUAGAGCGUGUGGAUAAUUGUUGCAGAUCCUAUUUCAAAAACAUUGGAAAUGCUUGUUCAUGUAACAGCCAGGAUAAAGAUCCUUGCAUUAUUUCCAUAAAUGAGAAUUACUUUCGCUUAUGUGGAAACGAUUGCUGUCCAGAUAUUGUUCAUGGUGAUGGCAAAGCAGAUGUGUUGGGUGUGCGUAUUUAUGGCUGGCACUCGUACGAUAUUACAGGUACUCCUCAGUACUUCUGUUUGGAAUGUGAUGGCUGCAGAAUAAAAUUCCACCCUAAGAACUUGCUAUUUGAAAGCCUGAUAAAGCUGGCAAAUCUGGUUUACUUUCUGGUGUAUAAUGUUCUUGCUGUUAGCUUGGCCCUCAUUGCCUCCACCUUGGAAUGUUUCUGGAAUCUGAUUGUCAAAAUCCUGGCUUUAUUUUUUGUCUCUUGUUGUAUCAAUAAAUCAGAUGCAAUGAACGAGAUGAACUGUUACUGUCUCCAUUGUGAAAGAUCAGAGGAGAAAUAUGAAAAAUGCUGCGGAUGUUGUCAUUGGGAGAAAUCAGAGGUUGUUACAAGUCAGCCGGGGUCGUCAAGGAAACGCCGCCGCCGACCUUCCAGUCGAAAUUUUGGCUCAGGUAAGAUCAGGAAGCAUUCAAAACACGGCCCUGGAAUGUCUCCCAGACACAGCAGAGGACACCGCAGGUCCCAUCACAAAUAUAUUGGCAGAGAUACGGAAAUAAAAAGCCAUGAUAAAGUUAUUGAUGAACAGGCUUUCCAAGCUAUGAGUAAAAGAUCGUUUACACAUGAAAAACAUGUAAACAUAAAUGCAAAAUUAUUGAAGAAUGUCGAUGUCCCUAGAGCAAGUACUUCAGGGAGCCCAAUGAAUGUAAGUGGAAGCCCUGCAUCCAAGCGCGGCAGCCUUCCACUUAACCAGAACUUUGCAUCCAAUACACCAAUAAGUGAGGCAUCUUUCCAGAUAACUUCUCAGCCAGACAAGUUGGUCACCAGUGACAGACUUCAAACACCCAGAAGAGCACGGUAUUCACAGAAACAUGGGUACCAAAACAGCCCAUCCUCGUCCACAUCUUCUAGUGAUGAUACGGAUGACAAUUAUUAUAAUAAUGAUUAUGAUGAUGAUGAUAGUGAUGAUGAUGAAGAUGAUGAUGAAGAUGAUGAUGGUGAUGACGGUGAUGAUAUGAUAUAUGAAUCUGAUGAUGAUGUCUUCAGUGAUGAUGAAAUCAUCUCCACUGCUUUCUCUCACACUAAAAAGAUGACACUUACAAAGGUGAAAGAUGGGAACAACUCAUAUUCUUAUGGGGAACACGUAGUGAAGCAAGAACCGACUAUGAGUCCCAAUGUUAAAAUAAAACAUCAAGUGAACAAAGAGGAUAUUACUGGUUCAUCCCAGUAUGUAAAUAUUGAACACUAUGUUAACAUGCCAAGCAGUGUGGAAGAUGUUGCCAACUCAGAUAUUGGUACCGUGUUGAAUUCCUCCCUCCAGGAAACCAAGCAACAGAUAACGACAGAUGAUGGAAACACUGAACUGUAUUUUACAGUUAACCAUCGUGUAAACUCGCCACCUAGUGGAACAGACAUGGCAGGUUCUGAUAAUGACCCGGCCUCAACUGCUGGUGAACUGAUUUUAGAAGAUCUGGAAUACACCUCAGAUUAUUCUGGUCAGGGUAUUAACAUGCCUGAAACAUCCUUGUGAACACACAACAGUACACCAUUACAAAUCCGAAUGUCUGAGACUAUCAGAUGAACUUGAACAAGUAACUACACCCUAUUACAAAUCGGAAUGUCUCAGACUACCAGUUGAACUUGAACAAGCAACUGUACUCCAUUACAAAUCAAUGUCUGAGACUACCAGAUGAACUUGAGCCCGCAACUGUACCCCAUUACAAAUCUGAAUGUCGGCGGGUACCAGAUAAACCUGAACCAGCAACUAUCCCCCAUUACAAAUCCGAAUGUCUGAGACUACCAGAUGAACUUGAACAAGUAACUAUACCCUAUUACAAAUCCGAAUGUCUCAGACUACCAGAUAACUUGAACACGCAACUGUACCCCAUUACAAAUCUGUAUGUCUGAGACUAUCAGAUCAACUUGAACACGCAACUGUACCCCAUUACAAAUCCAUAUGUCUGAGACUACCAGAUCAACUUGAACACACAACUGUACCCCAUUACAAAUCCAUAUGUCUGAGACUACCAGAUCAACUUGAACACACAAUUGUGCCCUAUUACAAAUCCGUAUGUCUUAGACUAUCAGAUCAACUUGAACACACAACUGUACCCCAUUACAAAUCAAUGUCUGAGACUACCAGAUGAACUUGAGCCCGCAACUGUACCCCAUUACAAAUCUGAAUGUCGGCGGCUACCAGAUAAACCUGAACCAGCAACUGUACCCCAUUACAAAUCUGAAUGUGCGGCGGCUACCAGAUAAACCUGAACCAGCAACUGUACCCCAUAACAAAUCCGUAUGUCUGAGACUACCAGAUAAUCCUGAACUCGCAACUAUACUCCAUUACAAAUCUGAAUGUCGGUGGCUACCAGAAAAACCUGAACCAGCAACUAUACCCCAUUACAAAUCAAUGUCGGCGGCUACCAGAUAAACCUGAACCAGCAACUAUACCCCAUUACAAAUCAAUGUCUGAGACUACCAGAUAAACCUGAACCAGCAACUAUACCCCAUUACAAAUCAAUGUCUGAGACUCCCAGAUAAACCUGAACCAGCAACUAUACCCCAUUACAAAUCAAUGUCGGCAGCUACCAGAUAAACCUGAACCAGCAACUACCGGUAUACCCCAUUACAAAUCCGAAUGUCUAAGACUACCAGAUAAACUUGUACACGCAACUGUACCCCAUUUCAAAUCCAAAAACCUAAAGCAAUCAGGUGAAAAUAAAACAUGAUUGACCGAACAAAUCUAACUUGCUGUAUUCUAUUAAUUUAUUAAAAAGCUGAUUUUUUUACUGUUGGGUUUGUAGGAUUUGGAUUGCAGAAUGGAAAUGUUCAAUAUUUAUUUAGAAAGCCAUCGGUCCAUUUUAUUUUUUUAAGUGUUAAUCCUUAUAUUUUUAUUUAUCAAAUGUUUCCAUAUUUCACAGGUAUCACAAUGCAUUUUCUUUGUCCAAAUGUUAUUUUGUUUUGAAUCAUUCUAUUCCAAUGUGCUUGUGCACGCUUUUCCAUGAUAUUCUUCCAAACAUGUAAUUUAUUUAUUUCGUAUCUUUUAACUCUUUCAGUGCAGGAACCGAAUUUUGAAGGCCUUUGCAAACAGUUUGGAUCCAGAUGAGACGCCACAGAACGUGGCGUCUCAUCAGGAUCCAAACUGUUUGCUAUUCGGAUUGUAUUCUUUGAAAAUAAUCGAAGAAAAUGCUAAUUUUAGAAAUUUAGCAGACAACAUUUUAGCAGAAGACAAAUUUCCCAGGGUUAAUACAUUCAAGAGUUAAAGGGCAAUUAAACUUUUUCUGCAAUUUAGCUUUUAAAUUAUUAGUUUGAUGACUUUUAUCAUCAUUAUGAAAUCAGUGUAAAAGUUAUUUGAAUGUCUAGCUUGUAAAAUAUAUAAUGGUGAAAUGUUGCUGAUCACUGAAUUUUAUUUUUGGUAAUUGUUAUGUUGUUUGAAUAUUUAAUUUCCUAUUUUAUAAAAAACUGCAAGUUUGUAUACCUAAUCAAACAAAAUUUGAAGGGUCUAUUUUGGUGUCAGUCUGUCGGUCUGUACAUCCACUGAAAAUUUUGGUUUUUAAAUAGAAAUGCGCCCACAUUUCUUAAGCAGUUCAACCAUGAAAUCUUUGAAUGCAUACACUGUUUUAAGGCCCAAUGAUCCACACUUUUCUAUUACUCGCCAUUGAACUUGAAAUUUAGCCAUGGUCAGCGUCAUUUGAAAUAUGUCAAUAUCAUGAAGUGUAAACAUACUCAUGCUCAAUUAUCCUUUUAUAUGUAUGUGCCCUUAAACUUAGACAUGGUCAUGACUACCAGUUAACAUGUUAUACGAUUAUGGAGUAAACUUUUAUAAUUCUCAAGUAAUUAAAUUGAAACUUAAUAUAUGUAUAAAAUAUAUUCAAAUCUUCAUGAUGUGUAGAUUUGCAAGGCACGUGCAUUAAAUUUCUUUAAUAAAUAAUAAUAAACAUAAUAAAAAAGGUAUGUGCCAUUGAAUGUGCCCAAGACAAAGUUGUGAGAGCCUGUAUGACAAAGAUCUAGUUGAUGAAUAUUCCUUCCAAAUGUGUGAUUGACAAUAGUUGUUAUGUUUAAGUAGCAUUAACAAUUGCUAAUAUCGGUAUUGCCUGGAAGUAAUUGUUAGAGGCAUUGUUUAUAUUCCGAAAUGUUCCUGUUGUGGAUUAUCAUGUUAAUUAUUUCCGAAUUAUAGUUAAAUUUUACACCAUUUUUAAUGUUUACAAGACUUUUAUUAUUAAAGAUUGCUGUUCUUAAUUAUUUACUGUUCAAUAAUAAGCAUAAACACCAUUUAUAAUUUAUAUUUUUAUGAUACAUGCUCAUGUAUUUAUGAAAAUAGAAAAAUAUAAAAAGUCUUAUUACAUUGCGCGUAAAAUGCAAAUAAACAUGAAUUAUUGUA
Dreissena polymorpha is the source of this 5538-nucleotide messenger RNA. Its product is annotated as keratin-associated protein 5-1-like. The record is from RefSeq and is a predicted model, not a curated record. The transcript is spliced from 4 exons. Lineage: Eukaryota; Metazoa; Mollusca; Bivalvia; Myida; Dreissenidae. Bases 214 to 2688 code for a protein of 824 amino acids.